Messenger RNA from Argiope bruennichi, 11442 nucleotides. RefSeq names its product rho-related BTB domain-containing protein 1-like (gene RhoBTB). The transcript has 16 exons. The coding region runs from base 435 to 2726 and encodes 763 amino acids. Gene Ontology annotation, biological process: small GTPase-mediated signal transduction. Lineage: Eukaryota; Metazoa; Arthropoda; Arachnida; Araneae; Araneidae. Gene Ontology annotation, molecular function: GTP binding; protein binding; GTPase activity. The record is from RefSeq and is a predicted model, not a curated record.
UCUCUCUAUAGCCUCUGGAUGUAUUUAGGAAAACAGAGAUCGUCAUAUCGGCGAAAUACCGUUACGUCUGCUAUAAACGGACAAGAUAUGUAUAUUUACUGCAUAUUUUGAAGAUAAUCCUGUGGAAACACUGUUCUUUUGAUAAAAUAACGCACAUUCUUUGAGCUGCGUCUUAUCUGUAUAGCAAAGGAAAUUGAACUGAGGCAUUGAAGAAUUCUUCAAAAUGACCUAGAAAAUUUUAAAAAGUGAUGAUAUACAAGGUUAUCCUCUGAAAAUGAGAAUAUUGUUCAUCAACUGCUUGUUCUAAUUAUGUGGAUAUGUUUUGUGCAUUUUUUUGCCUGAUCCAAAUAGAAACUGCUCCAUCAUAGCCUCGAUCACAAAAGACGUGGGUGCGGUGACGAGUACCGAAUUGCGGGACAUGGGAUGCGAAGAGCAUGGAUAAUGAGCAGCCGCAUCAAGAGCACGUAAAAUGCGUGGUUGUGGGCGAUACUGCGGUGGGGAAGACCCGUCUCAUUUGUGCCAGGGCUUGCAAUGCUCGCCUCACUCUCAACCAGCUCCUCACCACGCACAUUCCGACGGUGUGGGCCAUCGACCAGUAUCGAAUAUACAAGGAGGUUCUUGAACGCUCCUGUGAGGUAGUAGAUGGCGUUAAUGUGUCCUUAAGGUUGUGGGACACAUUUGGAGAUCAUGAUAAAGACAGAAGAUUUGCAUAUGGAAGGUCAGACGUGGUGCUGCUUUGCUUUUCAAUUGCAAAUCCAAUGUCAUUAAGGAACUGCAAGGUGGUAUGGUAUCCUGAAAUACGUCGAUUUUGUCCGAGUACUCCUAUUAUUCUGGUGGGCUGUAAAAAUGAUUUGCGUUACAUGUAUAGAGAUGAACAGUUUCUAAGUCUCUGCCGAGAUCGCAGUCCAUUUUUCAGGGGAAAUCAUCCAUGUGUCUCAAGCAGAUUUCCAGAAUUUGGAAGGCCUUUAAGAGAAAGUGAUAUUCUAUCACCAGAACAAGGGAGAACUGUUGCAAAGGAAAUCGGAGCACCUUAUUAUGAAACUAGUGUUUUAACCCAUUUUGGUGUGAAUGAAGUAUUUGAGAAUGUUAUACGAGCUGCAUUAUUGUCUAGAAGACAGCAACGGUUUUGGAUGACAAACUUAAAGCAUGUUCAGCGUCCAUUGCUUCAGGUUCCAUUCUGUCCACCUGAGCCAAGGCCUCCUCAAGUUAUUGUGCCACCUCCACAGUUUGAGGAUGACAUGCUUUCUCUUCUCCAUAGUCAAAUGUACACAGAUGUCAUCUUUUUGACUGGGAAAGUGGGUUUUGCUGCACAUAAAUCGGUGUUAUCUGCUGUUUGUAAUUCUCUUUACAAGCUAUUCACCCUUGAUAUAGCUGCAGAAGGAACACUUGGAGGAAGAAGUGCUAGUGAUUCUAGUGUAGUUAGCUCAUCAGAUAGCUCUGUUGGCAAUUUCAACACAGAUACUGAACAACUUCUUACUGAAAGCCCACACUCUGUCAUCACAUGUGCCUCUUUCUGUUUAUCUCGAAGCCACCACAAUACAAAUCAGAACAAUGUCAGUGAAGCUAGACAUGGCUCUGUCCGUAGACGCUCCAGUUGCCAGAUUCAUCCAGAAUCAUUAACCCAUGGGACUAAUGUACCAACAGGUGUUCGACGGAUCCUGGACCACCGUGCAUAUCAAUGCAUAAGCAUAGAACGCUGUGAAGGUCUGGACCAUCGAGGAAGAGUGACUUCAUCCAUACAGACAAUUGUUACAUUGGCUAAUGUAAUAACACCAAGUGCAAUGCAGAAUUGUCUUCGAUUUCUCUAUACUGGAGACUUGGGCCAUAAAAUGUGUAUAAACAUGACCGAGCUGUUAGAGGCAGCUGAACUUAUGGAUAUACCAGAAUUGCAGACGUUUGACCAGGAGUUGUGCUCUCCUGUACAGCUAAUGAUCACCAGUGGGCAACACAGCCAGAAGGACAUUAGGGCUGAUUUACAUGAAAAAUUUGCACAAAAGGUUCGAAAUCGGAUGAGGGAGGUCUGUUUGCACCAAGGGCUCUUUUCUGAUGUUUAUUUUCAACUGGAAGAUGGCCUUUGCUGUGCACACAAACCUAUAUUAAUGGCCCGUUGUGAUGUCAUGGCUGCAAUGUUUCGGGGAGAUUUUCGAGAAAGUUCUGCAAAAGUUGUUCAUUUUCCUGGUGUGACUAAAUGCUGCUUCCAGCAACUCUUAGUGUAUUUGUACACUGAUGAAAUUGAUGACACAGUGACUCCCUCCAACUGUCUUGAUAUUUUAGAACUUGCCAAUCGACUGUGUCUGCCCCGUUUGGUGGGCCUUGUGGAGCAGAAGGUCAUUCAUGACUUCAUAAAGCUCUCUAAUACAGGAAAAGAUACUACAGAGCAUGCCUUACGGUUAUUAGAACCUUGCCAGAUGCACAAUGCAGACCAAUUGGCAGAUUGGUGUUUGUAUCACAUAGCUGUUAAUUACAAUGAUAUCUGUAGAAAAACACCAAAAUUGCUCAGAAAUCUUCAUCCAGAAAAUCAAGCAUAUUUAAACAGAAACAGAUGGCCACCAGUAUGGUAUCUCAAAGAGUAUGAUUAUUAUGAACGAUGUGUAAGAGAGCGCCAGUGGCAGGAAAAACCUCCCAAAGUUUUCAAGCGACAUAGAAAUAACAGUACAAGUGGAUGCCUCUGCUUUACUGGCCGAAGUAGGAACAGUGACUCCAAACGUGCCUAUCGUACUGUUUGAACUGUUUCUCCAGUCGUUAUCCAUUUCAUCCUUUGUGGUUUCUUGAGAUCUUAAUCUUAAAGCUUUGGAUAUGAAUUUAUCCACUGUAAUUACUUUCCUGAAUGUGGAAGCUUCUUGAAUAUCACUGGGUUUUUAAAUGGUGGAUACUGACUUACUUACAGUGCCACUGAAACAGAAUGUAUUGCUUUUUCGGAUCAAUGCUUAUGCUGGAUUAUUAAUGAGCUUUAGAUUGGUAAAUUUUUUCUCUGCUCUGCUGAAUGCUGCAAGAUGUUUGAAAAAUCAUCUUUUUUACUUCAAGGUCACACUUAUAAAAGAAUAGUACUGAUUUCCUUUAAUUGCCUGAGUUUAGUUUCUACCUAUUAAUUUGGAAGAGAAAUAUGUGGAGUCUUGUUAAAGGCUACAUUGUAGCAUGGAAAAUACAAGUCCAUAUUUAAAUCCCUCAUUUUGAUCAGCAAAAUAUAUUUUGUUUUUGUAUUCUGCCAUUUAUGUUUAUAAAUGGUUUUUGCUUGCCAUAAAAUAAUCCAGAUUUUAUUAUUGAGUGUUGGAAAGCUUAUUGUCUAAGCUGAGAUGUUCAAAAAAUAUUUGGAAAUGAUAUAUCAGUCUUAGCAAAUGUAUAUUAAGUAUGUAUAUUUGAAUUUUUUUCUUGCACAUGCCCAUUUUUUUCUUCCUUUUUUUUAAACAAAUACUUGUACAGCCAUCUUUAGCACUGAAAACUUUGCACAGCUGCUGGUCAGUACGAAUGUGCAUAAAAAUGAGCAUCAGGGUGGAUAUUUGAUAAUGUACAUAUUGCAUUGUUAUUUAAUCCCUUAAGUUUUGUACUUGAAUUUUCAUUUUUAUGAUUAAUGUGUUCAAACAAUACACUGUGAUCUAUUGACCAUUUUGAAUUUUGUUUACUUUUUAUGUGUGUCUUGGUAGUUAUAUUUUGUUACAGUGGUAGAAUGUACACAAAAACUGUGCACAUAUUUCAUAUCUAACUAUGAAGGAGUCAUUUUCUCUGUUGAUUGGAUUAAAAAUAUUUAGUUAGUAUUAUCAAUGUUUACUUAAAAAUUUUUUACUUACAAUUUUUGUUUUUAAGUUUUUUUUAUUAUUUUUAUUUAUUCCUCACUUUCGUUCACUAAGUAGGUGUCAAUGAAAUGAAAAAAAAAAUCAUAUAUUGAUCAAAUGGGGGAAAUCUAAUUAUUAAUUUUUUGAUUAUCAUCUAAACUUAGAUGUCUUCGUGCAUCUCUAGCUGAUUAUUUUAAUAAAUGUUUAUAAAAACUUCACUCAUGCACGAUUUUAUAAAAGUUGUACAAUGCUGAUCAUCAACAAAAAUAGAAAUAAUCUUAAUGCAGAGUAUUUCAUUAAAUAUUUAAACAGCUAUCAUUUAGUAAAUAUUUCAUUUACUUGUAUGUGCAUUUGAGAUAGUUUUUUUACAGAAAAUAAAAACACUGAGCAAAAAAGAAAAAGAAAAAAAAAAAAAAAAAAAAAAAAAAAAGGCAUGAAGAAAAUGUUAGAUUAAAGAAAAUAAGUAAAAAUAAAAACUCUUGAAAGUAUUAGCAAAAGAAAAUUAAGAAACUGAAUAAAUUUUGUCUUAAAAGUUAUUUUACUAAUACUUUUUUUUUUUUCAAAUCUCCUCUAAGCAGCACAUUUAGGUUUCCCUUUUCAUAUGUAUCUAAUGUUAUUAGUGAAUGCCAAAUUAGUUAUUUCCUAUAUUGGUUUAAGCAUUAUCAUAUUUUAUAAACAGAUCUAUAUUAAUUAUUAUUUGAGAUCAUGCAUUAAAUUAAUGUAGCCAUUUAUUACAUUACUAAACAGCACCAAAUUUAUUGAUCAAAUGUAUGCAUAAAUAAAAAUCACUUUAGUUGAACAGUGUGUAACCAGUGUUAGCUGUGCAGUUAAGUUCUCUUAGAAGCAUUAACUCUUCAAUGUUGAUAGGAGUAGUAGAGACCAGUUAUCACAACAGAUGUUAAAUAUCUUCAUCAUUUGUAAAGACUGAAAGGCUUAAUAACUGAAUAUACCAGGUCUUUAAAAAACUCAACAUGGUUUAAAUUUUAUUAUUAAAACAUGUUGUAAAGAGUCAUUUCACAUUAUAAAUGUAAUUAAGCAUGUCAUCUAAAUUCUAGUGGCAUGUUGUGCUAUAAAGUCAUAUUCUUUUUCAUCUGCAAGAUGGGUAAUGAAUUUCAGAAAUCAACCACUGACUCAAUAUAUUAACUAACAAUAUUAAACUAAGCUAAUAAAACAAAUAAAUGAAUUGACUUCAUUUGUUUUGAAAAUUUGAAGGUUUGUGAGGAAUAAUAAUUUUUAAGUUGCAUUUUGUUUUAAAUUAAAUUAUAAGUUAGAGUAUGAAUGGUUUAUUAUUAACUUUUAUUGAUUUGUAUUAAUGAAUUUUAAAGAUUAUUGCUAAAGAAAGGAAAAAAAAAAAGUCAGAUGUUUUGCUUUUAAGAUGAUCUCAUAGUGGUUCAUGUAAAUAAUGUCCCCAUGGAUAUAUCUGCUCAAAUGACCAUUUUUGCUGCAUUUCAGAAACUUCAAAAUAUUAAAAUAAUUUAUUUUGAUGGCAAAUUAUCUAAAUUUUCUUCUUCUUUUCUUCUAAAAAAAAAAAAAACUUAGUUUUUCAAAUACUGAAGUUUUCUUCAUCAGUCUUUAGAUUUAUAUUAGUUCUUAAAACUACUUAAAUUUGUAUACUUAAAAUGUUCUUCACAUAUUAAUAAUUAUAUUUACUAAUUAUACUAAAAAAGGGUCUUCUUAUUAAAUAUUUAUUGUGAAUAUGUUAACAUCUCCUCUUCCUCUUUAAUUUCAUCAAGAACAGUGUUUUAAUUGUACUCUUUUUUUUUAUCCUAUUAAUAUAUAAUGCGGUCUAAUUUGGCAAGCAUUGGAAAUUCCUGUAUUCUUUUUUAUUGAUAUGUAUUGUAUUCUUUUUUCCAUUUCUGUUAAAUUCAAAAAAUUUGUUCUUUUGAAGAUUUGAAUUGCCUCUCACUCCAUGAUACAAUUAACAUAAUUUUGCAUUGAGACCUUGUAAGGCAUAUUUUUAACGAAUUACCUUACAAAUCUUUUAAUGUAGGGCAUAUUUUAAUGUAUAUGAUGUAUUUUAACUUUAUAGUUAUAAAAGUGAUGUAACAGCAUUAUAAUGUUAAAUAAGUUUAAGUGUGAUGUACUGAAAGCUUUUUAAUAUAUGAACAUGCUAUAGCCUCAUGUAAACCUGAUUGUAUAGAAAUGUUAUUCGUGUAUUUGGUGUGGAUAUUCUAUUCAUAUAUAUGUGUUUUGAAAAAUGUUAUUGAAAUGUGAAAUUAAAUUUAUCCAGCAUUAAUUUUAUUAACUAGAUAAUUUAAUUAUUUAAUAAGUGGGUGACAAAAUUUUUGUUCCUUUUAAUUUUUAAUAAUUUUUGUUUACUUAAAAAAAUAUUUUGAAGCAAUUUAUUCUGUAUUAUUAAUUAACAAAAUCCUUUUUGUCUGCAAUUAAAAUACCAUAAUAUGUAUUAAUUUGGAGAAAUUAAAUUGUACCAAUCCCCCCCCCCCACACCAUUCUUAGCUUUAUUACAUUCAUAGCAGUGUAAGAAUCUGUGUGAUGAGCAUAUAUAAGUAUAUGUAUUAUCUAUGUAAUAUAUCUGCUUAAAUAUUCUUUUUAAUAUCAGUGUUGCAUGAUACAAUGUUUAUUAUCUUAAAAUAAAUAAUAUGCAAUUACUACAAAUUUCUUUGUAAAAAUUUAUAAUCCUUCAGAUAAACAGAAUUGAACUUUAAAGGUUUAAUACUGCUUUACACUAAUAAAUAAAGCAUUCUCUUUCUGAAAAAAAAAAUGAAAAAAAUAAAAAAUAAACAGUAAUUUUUUUAAAAAAAAUUAUAUCAUGGAAAUUCAGAAAUACCUCAUUUAUGUAAAGUAUGGUAAGAAUAAUUAGAUCUUUUAAUAGCAACCAAUAUUUUCAACUUUCUUAUCAUUUGCCACAUUUGUGCAUUCAUUACAUUUUAAGUAUUUUAAAGGUUAUUUUUAAAUCUCAUAAAUUUGUUGUUGAUUUUUAUAAUUUGUCAUUUAUAAUUAUUGAAAAUCAUCAAGUUUGUCUAAUUUCUAUUGUUGAAAUGUUAAGUAGAUAUAUGACUAAACUUUAAUGAUUUAUCUGCUGAUUAAUAAUUUUUAGGGAAUUUACAUAAUGGUCUUUAUGAAUAACUCUUUCUGUGUAAUAACCCCCCUUCCCCCAAUCAAGUUAUAUUGUUUCUCCUCGUAGAAUCUGUUCAGGAAAUGGCUGGUUUAUAUUUUCCCAAGAUGCAUUAUUUUCACCAGUCUCUGUGGAAAUUGUCUGCUUUGGAAAAAUUAACUUCUGAGUAUCUUAUUGGGUGGGUUUAAUUUUUUCUUCAUUUCAUUAAAUAUUAACAAGCUAUUCAUCUUUUCAUUGGGAAUUUUUGCCAGUAUCCUCAACAAAACAUUAGAUGUUGUUCUGUAGAGAAGUUUGGCUUAAAUAUCUGCUGGAAGUAAUAAGCAUAUGUUUUGAAAACACAGAAAAAGAUGUUGAUAAACUGGUUUUAAUUACUUUAUUUUAUACACUAAAUGAAACCUUAUAUAAUUAAUAUUUUGGAAAAUUAAGAGUCCAUAAAUAAAUCACUUUUUAUUAGGUUAAUGCACUUUUGUGCAUUUAGCAUCAAAAUAGGUAUAGUGCUCAUAAGGUGCCUCUCUGCGUCAAUUCGUGAUAAUUAACUCCGCUAUAUGUGAUACUCACAUUGAUAAUAGUGUGUGAUCAAAUAAUGAAAUUUUUAUGCAUCAUUUCCAAGUGUGUUGUGAUACCAUUUUCGCUGAAUAUUUACUCUCUUUGUGAAUUAGAUAUCCAAAAUAAUUCAAUUAGUUUUAAUCCUUGCUGAUGCAAGAUUUUGUAUCACUUGUGGUUCGUAAGCUUUAUGCAUAUUUAGAUGACCGCAUUUUAGUUUUGAAAUAAUCGAAAUUCCAAGGACAUAUUUUUUAUAAAAAUUUUUAGUUUAAAGACUAAGUAUAGCUAUUUAUAUCUCCAUAAACUUAUACAAAAUGUUAUUAGCAUAUUAGUAUUACGAUUUUUAAAAAUUUUUAUACUUAAUUAUGUUAAGUUUUACUGUAUUAUUAUACAGUAAAACCUAACAUAGUUAAAUAUAAAAUCCAAUAGUCUCAUAGCCAAAUAUUUAUUUACCAUCAUUAUAGUGAUUUUUUUUUUUUUUUUUUUUUUGUAAUUGGUUUUAUAUAAAUAAACUAAAAUGUUAUUUUAGUUUUUAAGCUGAAUUUAUUUAUAUCGUAUCAGAUAUAGAAUAGUAUCGGAUUAAUAAAUAUCUAAAUAUUUUUUUCAGGUAUUGAUAUUAUCUUUCUGUUUGGCAUUUGUAAUGAAUAAAUAAUUGUUUUCAAAAGCUAAAAGCAUUUUCAUUUUUUUUAAAGUUGAAAAUUACCUUGGAAUUUCACUGCAUUGAAGAAUACGAACUACUAGUACAAGCUACAUUUCAUUUGCUACAAUACUAUGUAUUGUUUUGUAAUGUAUUAUAUUACAUUUAAGUACUGUGCUAUUAAAUAUUUUUAUUCCUCACAUAGUAAGCAUUAUACCUAUCUAAAAAUGUUUGUAUAUUUAUUCUGUAGCUCACAAGUAUUCAUUGCUAUAAGCAUUCAGUUACUAUCUUAUAAUGUGAUCAAAUUUACAAAAUACAAUGAAAAAAAAACACGUCUGGAUAAAAAUGUCCGAUUUGACAUUUGUAUAUUAAUCAAAAUUAAAUAAAAUUUAAGAAAUAAAUUAAAUUCUUCAAUAAGAAUUUUAACUGUUUUGAUCUUCUUGUCUAAAUGUGUAUGUGUAACCUUUUUAAUAUUAUUUUUAAAGCUAAUUGUGUAUAAAUUUUUGAUUUUCAAAUAAUUUUAACACCUCUAUUAAAAUGUUUUAGUAAUAAUUUCAUGUUUGCUGUUAUAUAGUAUUUUUCCUCAUUGCCAGCUGUUAUAAAAUUAAAAAAUUGUUUUUUUUUUAUUUUUUUUAUUUUAAUUACUUUCUAAUUACUAAUUCUAUGCAUAAAAUAUUUUUUAAAUCUCUUUAUUAAAAGCUGGUAAAUAAUUGUAGAAAAGUACAUGUUUCAGCCAUUUUCCAUUAAUGCCGACCUUUAAUGUUGUUGCUGUAAGUGCCAUGCUCCAUUUUUUCAAACUUGUAAAGCAUAUUGUUAAUGCAUUUUAUAAAAACAAUGAAGUUUCUAACAGUUUCACUACGACACUGUAAUUAUAAGAUUUACACAUAUUUGUUAUUCUUAGAACCUAUCAAUAUUGUUUGGUAGGAAAUAUUGGUAACGUUUUUAAAGCGUUUGUUGAAAUUUAGGUGUUUUUUGGACUAGCUAUAGUUUACAUUUAUGUCUUUCAUGUAUUUCGCAUGUGCUGUAACUGUACUGUCAAUUUUAUAGCUGUUAAAUUUCGUUAUCAUGUAACAGAUUAUACGGUUUCUUCCUUGUUGUUAUUACUGCUUAUAAGCAGCACUAUACAUGUGUCAACCCGGUGAAAAACAAAUUAUUCAUUAAAGUAGCAAAAUAUAUCGCAUUCGAUUCAUUUUUAUAUUGAUAUAUAUAUGUUAUGUAUGUAAAACGAUCCUGUAAUCUAACAUUAUUAUUUCGCUGUUGAUGUAUAAAAAAGAGUGUAUAAAAAAAUUCUGUUCAUAUAGUUGUUACAAAAUUUUAUAAAUGUUAAGUAUAAGGGUGAUAAAAUUUAUCAGAUUGUUAUAUUAAAUAUGCUAUUAUUUAAAUGGUCGCGUGUUAAAUUAAUUAAAACUAUCAUCCUUUAUAAAAUUAUUUUUUACUCUUCUUCGAUGGGACAAUAAAUAAAAAAAUGCUAUUGUUUGAAAACUGUAGUUUAUUUUCACCUUAGCUUUUUUUAAAAUGUAGUUAUGCUGUGGCCAGAAAAUUUGAUUUGUAACUUUGUAAUGUGCCAAAAUUUUUUGUACACUCUACCUCUGUAAGUUAAAAUCAAUACUGUGCAAUUUUGUCGGUUAUUUUCUUUUUGUUUUAAGUUACUAGUUAAAGUCGUUGUUGAAUUUUUGUUCUGUUAAGCCUCUCUUCAAUAUUUGGUGUGCGCAUAAAAGUUUAAAAAUAUUUAUUGAAGCACUGAAAAAAACUAAUACUAUAGAUAGAAAAAUUGUAAUACUCCAUAUUUUACAGGUUCUUUUCUUUGAUUACUUUUAGUGUCAGCAUUAUAUUCAUCAACAAAAUUUAUUUCAUUUCUGUAUGCUGCCGAUUAAUUGGAGUAAUUAUAAGUAAAUACCAUUGGUUGUGUUUUCUUUUUUAAAAAAUAACUUAGUUUGUUACUCAUUUUUUGCAUUUAGUUUUUUUUUCUUUCUUUCAUUUUUUUUUCUUUUACAAUUAUAUAUGUAGUGCUGUCUAACUACCUGAUGAAUUCUCCCAAUUUUUUCAAUUUGCUUAAACUGGUUUUCAUAAUAAUUAUUGAGAAAAGGAAGAGGUCUUCAUCAUUUUUCUUUGUGUUAACUUGAAUCGCGUGCCAUUUAGUUAUGUAUCAAAUACUCAUUUCAAUUUGAUUUCUGGAAGCGAUUUGUCAAUUAUUAUCUUUUGAUUACACCAAAGAUAUUUUAUUACUCAUAUUAGGCUAUUAUUACUUUGCAUUUUUUUUUUUCUUUUCUGUUAUAAAUUUUGUUAUAAAUAUUUUUUUUAUUUUUUGCAUGUUUUGAUGUAAAGUUGUUUGAUUUUAAAGGCCGAAAAUUCUUUUUCAAAAAAUUUCUUUUUCCUCUUUACUUUUAGGCAUGCAAGUAAACUUUAAAUGUAUACUGUUUCUCAGAUAUUUACUUAUAAUAAUUUUUAUAUUGCAUGCUCAAUACCACAUGAAUUGUGCCAUGUACUUGCAUAAUGUAAUAAUCAUGCAACACUUCCUUCGGAUCUGAUCGUUUGACUGACUUUUUAGCUACAAUUAGAGCUAUCAAAUUUGACAUGUAAUUUUUUUUUUGGUAAUAAGUAUUCACUAAAAAGAGAUCUUCAGUGGCCACGCUUUUCGUCAUUAAUUUAAGCGAAUUUUAUUACAUGAAAAUCAGUCUUAAUUUGCUUAAAAAAGUAAAAAUUUAGAUUUUCAGUGAUAGAAAUUUUAUUUAUGUGCAAAAUUUUCUGUAAAUUGAAUACAUUUAAUUUUUUAUUUUGCAAGAUUUUUUCUGUUUUGGCUUAGUUUAUAUACUCACUUAUAACCACGUUUUGAAAUACAGUUAUUUGCAUGUACUUUUCUUUGUUAUGAAUUAAAAGUAAAUUAAAAAAAAUAAUAUAAAAAUAGACAAGACACGUUGUAAGCAUUAUCAUACUACGACACUUCGGACUCUAUAUUCGAAUCUUUUUUCUUUUAUUAUUUUUUUUAUUUUUCAGUUCUCAAAACUCUAGUAUUUUCUUUUAGUUAAAAUGCUAAUGAAGAAUGUAUUUUUUAAUCCCCACUCUCCUAUUUCAUCCGAGAUUUGCUACAUAGGAACAGUUAUCCAUAAAAAUGACUUGCACGGGGACAUUUAUGGUAGUUGGACAGCAAUAUUUCGGACUGAACUGUAUUGAGUUUUUGUUUAAGGAUGUUUUUUAAUUUACUGUUCACACUGAAUAUUGGAGUUGGAAAAUAUAGCAUACGCACAGAACUAGAAUCUUUCUACUCUAACCGAAUGAGGAAUUUUAAACAGAGAGUGAAUGAUUUUUAAUUGGUGAUUUCCAUUACUCGGAACAUGUAGGUAUCAUGUUACGUAUUUGCACUUGUGUUGUCACAUAAUUCGCUUGGAUUAUUUGUGAAUAAACAUUUCUUACAGAAA